Molecule: messenger RNA, 453 nt
Organism: Acanthosepion pharaonis
Lineage: Eukaryota; Metazoa; Mollusca; Cephalopoda; Sepiida; Sepiidae
Source: the annotation of a GenBank genome assembly
AUGUCUUCUCUGUUGUUGGUGGAGGCAAGCAUGCUUGUUGCUCUUAUUCUUACUGCUGCUUCUGCUACUGGAGAUUUUGAUGUUGUAUUUCACUUCUCGCGACUGUUGACUAUAGAAACCCAUGCUAUAUUCUGUUUUAUUGAUCACAAGCAGUGCUUCCUUAUACUUUCCACCACUUUUCUGAAUUUCAUUCCUUCCUGUUUCCCUUUAUUCUCUAUUUUCUUUUACUUUCGUCUUUUCAUUCAUUCUUUUCUUCUGUCUUUCUUUUGCUUGUCACAUGUUCUUCUGUAUUUUUUGAAACUCUUUCUUUUUCAUUCCUCUGCUUGCUUUGUUUAUUAUUUCCUUGAUUUGUUUACAUUUUGUUCAUUAACUCUUUCUUUCGGUUUCGCUAUCUAUUUUUGUAUUCUUCUUUUUUUUUUAAAUUUUCAUUCUUUUCUUAAUUUCUUUCCUUAA